GCUUUCAUAAAGCUGACGGGAAACCCGAGAAUGAUCAUGUUCGAAGGAUAAACCCACCUUAUCGGAUAAGAUUGUCUGGCCUUCUCUGAUUCGUCGGAUAGGUUAACCCCGUUCAAAUGAGGGACGUCCGAUCAAUCUCAACGACAUUUCAAACAAGAACAAAGUAAUUGACGGAACUGCAUUGAGGUUUCUGUCUACAAGAUCAAUUUCAGGCCAAUUCCUUCAACGGCUUCUUCGAAAUCUCGAGUGGUUUAUAAUGGAAGCGACAAAUACCUCCAGCUCCGGAGGAAUGGCAACUUCAGAAUCAAUUAUGGACUAUUUGGGAGACAGCCUCGAUAAACUCGGUUGUCGCAGGAUAUAUGUACCUUUUGUGGGCGAGGUGUACUUUGUAUCACUUUACAGAAUCGGGCUCUAUCUGUGUCUGUUGAUCAUGCUGUCAAUGAAAAAUUCUGAGCUUCGAGCGGCAAAACAACAGCUUCGGAAGACUGAAGAGGCUCUGGAAGUGAUGUCGGGUAUUGUCGAGUGUUUUAACUCUCGUCCAAAAAUGACCAUCAGUCAGGUAGUUUACAUAAUACUUCCACCAAAGGGCAUAAUCACACUGACAACGGACAGCUUUAUAUAUACCCAAUAAAAUCUCUUCGAGGAUGUUCUCUUCCCUCGGCCACUCUCACUAAAGAAGGCUUUUCUUAUGAUCGAAAGUUUAUGCUCCUCAAAAUUCACGAUAAGGGUUCUAAAUCGGGUCAUUAUCAAAAUAUGCAUGUACCUCAUCAUCCCGAAAUGGUCCUAUUCCAUACAUCCAUUAAAGAUUCAACUCUAUAUGUUACUUAUCAUUCACCUGACGCUCCCAAUUCUCCAAACGAGGAACGUCCAACAUUAGGAAUCGAACUUUCACCUUCUACCUUUUCCAAUCUUCAGCAAGUCAAGGUUGAAAUGCAUGGGAGCGCAAUCACAGCUUAUGAUAUGGGAGCGAAGUACAAUGAAUGGUUUACUAAAUACUUUGGCUAUGAAGUUAUCCUUGCAUAUGCUGGCAAUAACCGUCGACUCGUUCUUGGAAAUCUCCCUGGAAAACCAGCAACUGAAGGUCCAACGAAUUUGACGCCCACCAUGAAACUCUUGCAACACAUUCCUCUAAUCAAUUCAUUGAUUUCAAGUCAGGUUGAUGAAACAAUUGCCUUCAAUGACUGCGCGCCUUACCUUGUCAUUACGGAAACAUCAUGUGAUGAUGUGUCAAGUCGUCUACCAGGCGACACCAAAAUGGAUAUUACCAAGUUCCGCGCCAAUAUAAUUGUUUCAGGUUCCUGCUCCGCCUAUGAUGAAGACUACUGGGGCGGAUUAACAUUUGGUUCCGAUAAAGACAAAGAAAUUAUUCUGACAGCCAAUUGUGGAAGAUGUGUAUCUUUAAAUGUCGACCAUGAAAAAGGAACAGGAGCACCCAAAGGAGAAGGAGUAUUGAAGUUAUUGAUGAAAGAUAGGAGAGUAGAUGAAGGUGUGAAGUACAGUCCUAUUUUUGGAAGAUAUGGAUUUCUCGGUGGCGGGAGUGAGGGGAAGAUUUUGAGAGUUGGUGAUGAAGUGAAAGUUUCGAAGAGAAAUAAGGAAAGGACGAGAUUUCGUAAGUUGAAUUUUUGUGGUCUUUUGAAUGAUGUGGCUUGAGCUGAUUAUGAAUGAUAGAUUGGCCUGGAAUUUCGACUUGAUUCUUCUGGACUUUUAUUGUGCCGUACACAGAAUACUGGGUCUGAUAGAACUGGGAUGAAAAAGGCAAGAAAGGUUGUUAUGUGGAUUCAUAAAUUGCUAUUUACAUCAAUUUACAGAGCGGAUGUCAUAAUUCUUCAUUGCUUACUUCUAACCUGAUACUUUAAGUAUUGAUUACAUACAAUAAUCGUAGAUACUUAUUGGGUGAUUGGUAGCUCUAGGUAUUGUGUGUAGGUGAUUAAAAAUACGGAGAGGCAGAGAA
Sclerotinia trifoliorum is the source of this 1951-nucleotide messenger RNA. The record is from the annotation of a GenBank genome assembly. Lineage: Eukaryota; Fungi; Ascomycota; Leotiomycetes; Helotiales; Sclerotiniaceae.